Drosophila suzukii is the source of this 2661-nucleotide messenger RNA. It is a transcript of the gene Pgant4, whose product is annotated as Polypeptide N-Acetylgalactosaminyltransferase 4. The record is from RefSeq and is a predicted model, not a curated record. Lineage: Eukaryota; Metazoa; Arthropoda; Insecta; Diptera; Drosophilidae. Gene Ontology annotation, molecular function: polypeptide N-acetylgalactosaminyltransferase activity. Gene Ontology annotation, biological process: protein O-linked glycosylation. Gene Ontology annotation, cellular component: Golgi apparatus.
UGCCAGCAGUCAGCACUUUGGACUUUCGCCGGCAAGACGUCCAGAUGGCCAUGAAGAGGAGAUAUGUGAAGCGCCUGGUGCGCAAGGUGGUGAUGUUCCUGGUGGUCGUCGUCGGCGUUUCCCUGGUCACCAGCAUGAUCGUCGAGCGGCGGAUGCGAAAGACCAUGGAUGCCGAAGAAAAACUGGAUCCGAACGGAGAUCCCGUAACGCCCGUUUUCAGGGCUGCCAAUGUACAUCCCACGCGGAAGGCUCCUCGACCUCCUUAUCAGGAUCGUAACUCCGUUGUUGAUCUACCAAAAAGUGACAAGCUUGAAGGUUUCCGGCUACCGGAACCCAAGGGAGAGCGCAAGGAUUGGCACGAUUAUGCGUACAUGGAGGCGGAUAAAAAACGUGUCGGUUUCGGUGAGCAUGGAGUAGCCGUUAAGAUCGAAGAUCCCAAUGAAAAGCAGCUGGAAACCGAAAUGUACGAGAUGAACGGCUUUAAUGGCCUCUUGUCGGAUAGAAUAUCCAUCAAUCGAUCCGUGCCGGAUAUCAGACACGAGGCUUGCAAAACGCGGAAGUACCUGGCAAAGUUGCCCAACAUCAGUGUGGUUUUCAUCUUCUUCAACGAGCACUUUAACACCUUGUUGAGGUCCAUCUACAGUGUGAUAAAUCGCACUCCACCGGAAUUAUUAAAACAAAUUGUCCUUGUGGACGAUGGCAGCGAGUGGGAAGUUCUGAAGCAUCCACUGGAUGAGUAUGUGGAACAGCACUUCCCGCAUCUGGUGACCAUAGUGAGAAAUCCGGAGAGAAGAGGUCUAAUCGGAGCUAGGAUAGCUGGUGCCAAAGUGGCCAUCGGAGAAGUAAUGGUCUUCUUCGAUUCCCACAUCGAAGUUAACUACAAUUGGCUCCCUCCCCUGAUCGAACCCAUUGCCAUUAAUCCCAAGAUCUCCACCUGCCCUAUUGUGGAUACUAUUGCGCAUGGUGACUUCUCUUACUCCGGUGACAUGAAGGCAGGAGCUCGUGGGGGGUUCGAUUGGAAAAUGCUGUACAAACAACUGCCUGUUUUACCAGAGGAUGCUGUGGAUAAGUCCAUGCCUUAUCGAAGUCCCGUGAUGAUGGGCGGCUUGUUUGCUAUCAACACGGACUUCUUUUGGGAUCUGGGUGGCUAUGACGACCAGUUGGACAUCUGGGGUGGAGAGCAAUACGAACUGAGCUUUAAGAUCUGGAUGUGUGGCGGCAUGUUGCUGGAUGUUCCCUGCUCGAGGGUCGCCCAUAUAUUCCGAGGACCCAUGAAACCGAGGGGAAAUCCCAGGGGAUUCAACUUUGUCGCAAAGAACCACAAACGCGUGGCCGAAGUUUGGAUGGAUGAGUAUAAGCAAUAUGUGUAUUCCCGCGAUCCUGCCACCUACGAAGGCCUAGAUCCCGGAGAUCUUACCAGACAGCGUGGAAUUCGGGAGCGUUUGAAGUGCAAGAGCUUCCACUGGUUCAUGACGGAGGUGGCUCCAGAUUUCCUGGUCAAGUUCCCGCCCGUAGACCCACCAUCCUAUUCCUCUGGGGUCAUUCAAAAUGUGGCCAAUCCAGUUUAUUGCCUGGAUAACAUGGGAUUGGAAAACGAAAAGGCGGUGGGAAUGUUCAGUUGUGCGGAAAACAAAACCAGUCCCCAGCCCAAUCAAUAUUGGGAGCUCUCCAUUCAUCGGGAUAUACGAAUGAAGCGUCACGAGUCCGUGUGCCUGGAUGUCCAUGAGGCACCACCCAAUGCCACCGUUUGGAUGUGGGGCUGUCACAGUCAGGGUGGCAACCAGUUCUGGUACUACGAUAGGGAAACCCAGAUGUUGAUCCACGGAGAACAUAGCAAGCGCUGUAUGGAGGGAUUUGUGGAGAACGGAGUUGCCAGGGUGGUGGCCAGUAUGUGCGAAAAGGACAACGAUCGCCAGCGCUGGACGUUUGGAUUUGUUAACCACACCAUGUUGGACACCUUUCACGUGGGAUUGAAGUAGCCAUCUUUUUUAGUAAACACCACACCCACUUAAGUAACCACUGGCCACAUGUCGAUCGGUUAAGUUCGGGGACCUCGAUCGUCACGGGUUUAGUUCAUUGAUCGUUGUGAAGGUUUCAGCAAAAAAGUUCGCCAAGUAAAUUCCAUUUUUCCAUUAAUUCUUGCCCCAUGCAUUAUUGAUAUAUGACUGCGGAAAGUGAAAGAUCUGGAUGAAAGACCAGAUCGCAAUCGUAGCGAAGAUUCUGUCCGAUCGCAAGCCACAAAUUCUGAUUUUUAUUGGCUGUAUAGUAUACACUAUGUUUAGGUAUUCCAGUUUCAAAGAGAUCUGUUUUGGAACUAAAAUAAACUUUUCAAAUAAACAUAUACCUAUGUAUGAAAAUUUAGUGUUACCAAAAAAUAACUAUCAUCAUAAACUAUCAUACAAAGAAGGGUUGACCAAUUGAAAAUUGAAGGUAUGGAAAUAAAUAAAUUAUGUAUCAGUAAUAACAAAUAAAUAACAAACGAAACCUUUGGUAUAGAAUAAAAUUAUAGCUAAAUCAAACUAGAAAUAGUGCUCUCCCGAAUUUUUAACGUUGGUUUAGAUUUAAUAGAGCGAAAGAAAGAACAUGUGGUUUUAGGGCAUCUAAAACAGCCUGUAUCAUUCCUUUUAUUUUGAUUAAAAUAUUCGACUGUCGGAAACCUUA